This is a messenger RNA of Aspergillus wentii DTO 134E9, 1893 nucleotides long. RefSeq names its product putative R3H and G-patch domain protein. Bases 1 to 1893 code for a protein of 630 amino acids. The record is from RefSeq and is a predicted model, not a curated record. The transcript is spliced from 8 exons. Gene Ontology annotation, molecular function: nucleic acid binding. NCBI's taxonomy places the organism in Eukaryota, Fungi, Ascomycota, Eurotiomycetes, Eurotiales, Aspergillaceae.
AUGUAUAACAGGGUAAGUACCAAGUUACUAUUCACCGCCUCCAUUAGCCCCCCCUCAUUAGUCAUAAAAGUAUCAUUAUAUAUCUUACCAAUGGCUCGUCACAGUCCACCGCUGCACAAAUUUACCAUGCAACAAGAGGCACGAAAUACAGAAGGUCGUAACCUAUGGUCAUCUGGGACUAAUCUUCGCCAUAAAGCUGUUCAGUUCGUGAGCGCAAGUGACCUACAACCAGAGGGCGCCGAAGAUCAUGUCAACCAGGAAACCAGCCAAGGCUUGCAUGGGCAAAUAACAGCAUCCAAAAAGAACAACAAUGACACUAAUGGGACACUAGACCACGAGGACAACACAGAAAAUGGUGUAUUUUCCCUCGACCUGCCAGGCGAAAGUGUCACUGAUACUGGACUUCCGGACCAAGUCUUGCAACUGCCUCCAGCCCCCCAAGAGGAAUCAAGCGAGGAUGAGGUAGUGUUUCUCGGGCGAAACAAAAAUACCCAACAUAUGCCAUGUGGUGAUGAAGUGACAUCGUCAGAGAUGUUUAUGCCGAGUCACUAUCAACGGCGGAGACGCUCUACAAACAUUCAACCUGAAGAUGAUAGAAACUACAUCGGGCUCAAACAGCACUCUGCAAGGAAAGGGAAGCAAAGAGAUUUGCAAGAAGAUGAAAAUGGUAUUCUGGCCGAUUAUAUCGCGAACAUGGACAAUGACUAUCAAGAGCUUUAUAACCCAUCUGAUAUGGACACAGAGAGCGCAGCCAUGGAACACUCCAAUUCAACUAGUUCCACCGCUGGUGAUAUAACGGGUAUUUGUCUCAAAAGCAAUGAUCUGCCAGUAAGAAAUGGUCGCAUUUCCCCAGAACAGGGGAGCAAGGAAUUGGAUCUAGUGUCGCCAGACAAUUUAGACGUUGAAGUGGCCGUGGAGGCAUUUGGUAUCCCACCAAACAAUUCAAACAACACCCCGACAAGUUUAUCAAUUAGUUCAUACAUGAGGGAAAUUGAUAACGAGGAAUCUGAUAUUGACUCUGAGGAGUACCCCUUUGAUAUGAAAACGGACAUAGAGGCCAUCGAGACUCUACAAGGUGGUGUCAAAGGGCACAGUGCCACCCAGUUUUUAUCAUCAGCAUCAUCCUUUGCCGAUGCAUUGGAAUUGGAUCCAUAUCGUGGGUUUGACAUAAUGGAUUUUGAUAGGCCGAGUAUCAGAAACAAGUCAAAAGGAAAACAACGUGCUUUUGACUUGAUGAUCUCUGACAGUGAGCUUGAGCUUGAGCUAGAAAACGCCUGGCAAAAUGACAGAACAAAGAAGAAGGCCAAAAAACAGAAGCGGGAAGAGCUACGUUCUCAAGGACUACUGGGCCGAAGUAAACCUGAUUUAAAGAUUAAGUAUUCAAAUGGGAUGAGCAUUGAUCAUUUCAAGUCAGAAAUACGCAUCUUUCUUCUUUCACCAAAGAACAGUUUAUCCCUGCCCCCUAUGACCAAACAACUUAGAAAACUUGUUCAUGACCUAGCAAAUUCGUUGGCUUUGAAGUCACAGUCGCGAGGCAAAGGGUCUUCAAGAUUUCCCAUUCUCUACAAAACAUCUCGAACCCCUAACUAUACCACAAAAACAAUAUCCCAGGUGGACAGAACGUUAUCAAAAGGGAAAUUCGGCUAUCGUACUAAUCAAUCGAGUCAGAAAAACUCUACCAAAGCGCGACGAGGUCGUCCUGAUGCUUCUGUCUCUUACAUGGACGGUGAUAUUGUUGGUGCAUCUGCACCUGAGAUUGGAGCAGAGAAUAAAGGAAGAGCAAUGCUUGAAAAGAUGGGCUGGAGCAUGGGGACUGCUCUUGGUGCCACCAAUAAGGGUAUCCUGUUGCCAGUUGCACAUGUUGUAAAAAACUCCAAAGCGGGCUUGGGAUAA